CAGGACCAAAGCCGCCGUCACGCUGAAGCGUCACAGGUAGCCUCGUUCAGGACGGACCCUUCUGGCAUUUGACCAUUUUGCAGUGGAAUACCGGAAACGCGCAAAUCUGGGUUUGAAGCUAUGAGCUCGGUAGCAGUGUUAACACCUGAGAGCUUUGCUGAGCACCGAAGCGGCCUGAGGGAUGAAGAAACGCGAGGUGGUGUCCCAGAGGAUGAGGCCUACAUCCCCACUUACUUGGAAGCUUUCCCCCCACUCCCGGAAAAGGGAGCCCCGGGGGAAAAGUCCAGUGAGUUUACAGGAGUAUGGAACAAGAUCCGGCCUAUCAAAUCCUCUGUCAUCACCCAGGUGUUUCACGUCCCCUUGGAAGAGCGACGCUACAAGGACAACAGCCAGUUCGGAGAAGGCGACGAGGCCAAGGUGUGCGUGGACAUCAUGCAGAAGACAGGGGCUCACAUUGAGCUCUCCUUGGCCAAAGACCAGGGCUUGUCUAUCAUGGUGACCGGCAAACUGGACUCCGUCAUGAAGGCUCGGAAGGAAAUAGUCGCUCGGCUUCAGACCCAGGCUUCAGCUACUGUCACAAUCCCCAAAGAACACCAUCGCUUUGUGAUCGGCAAGAAUGGAGAAAAACUGCAGGAGCUCGAGCUGAAGACGGCCACCAAGAUCAACAUCCCGUGGCCCGAGGACCCCAGCAACCAGAUCAAGAUCACUGGCACCAAAGAAGGCAUCGAGAAAGCUCGGCACGAGAUCUUGCUCAUCUCAGCCGAGCAGGAUAAGCGUGCAGUCGAGCGCUUGUGCCUGGAGAAGGCCUUCCACCCCUUCAUCGCUGGCGCCUUCAACAAAGUGGUGCAGGAGAUCGCGCAGGAGACGGGGGCCCGCAUCAACAUCCCGCCACCCAGCGUCAGCAAGGACGAGAUCAUCAUCACGGGCGAGAAGGAGCCCGUGGCCCAGGCACUCCUGCGGAUCCGCAAGAUCUAUGAGGAUAAGAAGCGCAAGACGACCACCAUCUCUGUGGAGGUGAAGAAGUCCCAGCACAAGUACAUCAUCGGCCCCAAAGGCAACACCUUGCAAGAGAUCCUGGACGCCACCGGAGUCUCCGUGGAGAUGCCGCCCCUCGAAAGCAGCUCGGAAACGAUCAUCCUCCGGGGGGAGCCUGACAAGCUGGGUCCAGCUUUGACUCAGGUCUACGCCAAGGCGAAGAGUGUGAUGGUAGCUGAAGUAACGGCCCCAGCCUGGUUACAUCGUUUUAUAAUCGGAAAGAAAGGGCAGAACAUUGGCAGAAUCACCCAGCAACUUCCCAAGGUUCACAUCGAAUUCACGGACGGGGACGAGAAGAUCACAUUGGAGGGACCCACCGAAGAGGUGGAAUUGGCUCAGAUGCAGAUACAGGAAAUCAUUCUGGAUCUGCUCGGUCGAAUGGAUUACACCGAAGUGCUCAUAGAUCAGCGAUUCCACCGCCACCUGAUAGGGAAGAACGGCGCCAACAUCAACCGCAUUAAGGAACAGCACAGAGUCUCCGUCCGCAUCCCCCCUGACAACGAGAAGAGCAACCUGAUCCGGAUCGAGGGGGACCCUCAAGGGGUUCAGCUGGCCCGCAAGGAGCUGCUGGAGAUGGCUGCUCGCAUGGAAAACGAACGCACAAAAGAUUUGAUAAUCGAGCAGCGCUUCCACCGGACCAUCAUCGGGCAGAAGGGCGAGAAGAUCAAGGAGAUCCGUGAUAAGUUCCCGGAGGUUAUCAUCAACUUCCCCGACCCCUCCCAGAAGAGCGACAUCGUUCAGCUGCGCGGCCCCAAAAACGAGGUGGAGAAGUGUGCCAAGUAUCUCCAGAAAGUCAUAGCGGAACUGAUUGAGAACAGUUUCUCCAUCCCCGUACCCAUCUUCAAGCAAUUCCACAAGAACAUUAUCGGGAAAGGAGGCGCCAACAUCAAAAAGAUUCGAGAGGAAACCAAUACCAAGAUUGACCUCCCCACAGAAAACAGCAACUCGGAAGUGAUCCUGAUAACCGGGAAGAAGGCCAACUGUGAGGGCGCUCGGGACCGCAUCCUGGCCAUCCAGAGGGAGCUGGCGAACAUCCGAGAGGUGGACGUGUCUAUCCCGGCCAAGCUGCACAACUCGCUGAUCGGGGCCAAGGGACGGCUGGUGCGCUCCAUCAUGGAGGAGUGCGGCGGGGUCCACAUCCACUUCCCUUCCGAGGGCUCAGGCAGUGACAAGGUGACCAUCCGGGGGCCCGGCGAGGAGGUGGAGAAAGCGAAGCGCCAGCUGCUGCAGCUUGCCGAGGAGAAGCAAAUCAACAACCACUCAGUCGAGCUUCAUGCCAAGCCGGAGUACCACAAGUUCCUGAUCGGGCGCGGUGGCGCCAACAUCCGUAAAGUGCGAGACCGCACCGGCGCCCGCAUCAUCUUCCCCACACCUGACGACAGGGAUCAGGAGCUCAUCACCAUAGUCGGAAAGGAGGACGCCGUCCGGCAGGCUCAGCACGAGCUGGAGAGCCUCAUCCGUAACCUGGAUAACAUAGUUGAGGAUUUGAUGCUGGUGGAGCCCAAGUACCACCGGCACUUUGUGGCGCGCCGGGGCCACGUGCUGCGAGAGAUCGCCGAGGAGUACGGGGGCGUCAUCGUCAGCUUCCCCAGGACGGGCGUCCAGAGCGAUCGCGUCACGCUCAAGGGAGCCAAGGACUGCGUGGAGGCGGCCAAGAAGCGCAUCCUGGAGAUCAUUGGCGACCUGGAGGCCCAGGUGGUGCUGGAAUGUGUCAUCCCGCAGCGCUUCCACCGCGUCGUCAUGGGAGCCAAAGGUUACCGGGUGCAGCAGAUCACUCGAGACCACGACGUCCAGAUCAAGUUCCCGGAGCGAGACGACAAUCCAGGUUCGGAAGUACAGCCUCAGGAAAACGGCGAUGUCAGCCCCGAGCCGGACUCCACCCCCCGCAAAUGUGACACCAUCCUAAUCUCGGGGCGCAAGGAGAAGUGCGAGUCGGCCCGGGCGGCAUUGCUGGCGCUGGUUCCCAUCACCGUGGAUGUGGAGGUCCCCUUUGAUCUGCACCGCUACGUCAUUGGGCAGAAAGGAGCCGGCAUCCGCAAGAUGAUGGAGGAGUAUGAGGUGAACAUCUCCGUGCCGCAGCCGGAGCAGCAGUCGGACGUCAUCAAGAUCACAGGCCUGGUCCCCCACGUGGAACGAGCCAGGAUGGGCCUCUUGGAGCGAGUCAAGGAGCUGCAGGCUGAGCAGGAAGACCGGGCAUUGCGGGGCUUCAAGCUCACGGUCAGCGUGGAGCCCAAGUACCACCCAAAGAUCAUUGGCAAGAAGGGGGCAGUCAUCUCCCAGAUCCGUAAGGACCACGAUGUCACUGUCCAGUUCCCGGACAAAGGGGAUGAUUAUCAGGACCUCAUCACGAUCACCGGCUACGAGAAGAAUGCCGAGGGGGCCCGCGACGCCAUCUUGAAAAUCGUGGCGGACCUGGAGGAAAUGGUCAGCGAAGAUGUCCGGUUGGAUCACAGGGUCCAUGCCCGCAUCAUCGGUGGGCGGGGCAAGGCAAUCCGCAAGCUCAUGGAAGAGUUCCGGGUGGACAUCCGCUUCCCUCAGCCAGGCUCCAGUGACCCCGACAGAGUCACGGUGACGGGGCUGCCUGAGAACGUCGACGAUGCGAUAGACCACCUGCUCAACUUGGAAGAGGAAUAUAUGAUGGACGUGGUGGAGACAGAAACCAUGGCUGCGUAUAUGAAGCCCCCCUCCCGCUUAGAAGAGGAGCCCCGGGGCCCAGCCAAGGGCUUCGUGGUGCGGGACGCCCCUUGGAACGCAUCUGGGAAUAAGGCUCCCGACGUGAGCAGCGCCGAAGAGUUUCCAGUCUUCGGCUCAGGCGUCGUCCCCAAGCAGACGUCCGUCUGGGGCCCCAAGAAGUUUUGAGCCGGGGCGGGG
Molecule: messenger RNA, 3906 nt
Organism: Euleptes europaea (tarantolino)
Lineage: Eukaryota; Metazoa; Chordata; Lepidosauria; Squamata; Sphaerodactylidae
Product: vigilin-like
Exons: 27
Coding region: 121-3894 (1257 amino acids)
Cellular component (GO): nucleus; cytoplasm
Molecular function (GO): mRNA binding
Source: RefSeq, a predicted model, not a curated record